AUGGAGGCGUGCAGGGGCCGUGCGGAGGGUCGCCGGGCCUUCGACAGCAUCUGCCCCAACAGGAUGCCGGCACUGCCUAGUCGGCCCCCGGGGAAGCCGGGGAAAUUGGAGAAGAAGUUCGCCCCUCCGCGGAAGUUCUUUCCUAUCUGCAGCGGCGGCAGCCAGGUGUCAGUGUACGAAGAUCCUGCGGACGCGGUGCCCAUUGCGCUCCCAGCCCUCACCACCAUAGACCUGCAGGACCUCGCCGACUGCUCCUCGCUACUCGGGCCCGACGCGCCGCCUAGUGGUAAUCCCGCCGCCUUGCAGAACCAUUCUUUGCAAGCAGAACCAGACUUCACCGAUCUGCAGGAUUUCAGAGACACGGUGGAUGAUCUCAUUGCAGACUCCUCUUUGAUGUCACCCCCCUUGGCGGGCAGAGACUAUCCCUUCUCGCCCUGUGAUGUGUCACCAUUCGGAGCCUGCGUCUCCCGGCCGCAGCAGCUAGAUCCAGGGGUCCUGCAGUCACCUCCACUGCGCCCUCCAGACGUGCCCCCGCCGGAGCAGUACUGGAAAGAAGUGGCUGACCAGAACCAGAGGGCACUGGGGAAUGCUCUCGUAGAGAAUAACCAGCUGCAUGUGACACUAACCCAGAAGCAGGAGGAGAUUGCCUCGCUCAAAGAGCGGAACGUUCAGUUGAAGGAACUAGCUAACCGGACUCGGCACCUGGCCUCUGUACUCGAUAAGCUUAUGAUCACGCAGUCCCGGGAGUGCAGGGCGGAGGCCGAGCCCUUCCUGCUUAAGGCGACGGCCAAAAGGAGCUUGGAGGAACUGUUCAGUGUUGCUGGGCAGGAUUGCGCCGAAGUGGAUGCCAUCCUGAGGGAGAUUUCCGAGCGCUGUGAUGAAGCCCUGCAGAGCCAGGACCCCAAGCGACCCCGGCUGCAACCAGAGCACACGAGCACCGACUGCAGGCCCGGGAACUUGCACGGUGCUUUCCGGGGGCUUCGUACUGACUGCAGCCUGAACACGCUGAACCUGAGCCAAAGCGAGCUGGAAGAGGGUGGCUCUUUCAGUACCCCCAUCCGCAGCCACAGCACUAUCCGUACCCUUGCCUUCCCCCAGGGCAACGCCUUCACCAUCAGGACAGCCAAUGGGGGUUACAAAUUUCGCUGGGUUCCUAGUUGA
Chrysochloris asiatica (Cape golden mole) is the source of this 1161-nucleotide messenger RNA. RefSeq names its product multiciliate differentiation and DNA synthesis associated cell cycle protein (gene MCIDAS). Lineage: Eukaryota; Metazoa; Chordata; Mammalia; Afrosoricida; Chrysochloridae. Gene Ontology annotation, biological process: negative regulation of cell cycle; negative regulation of DNA replication. The record is from RefSeq and is a predicted model, not a curated record. Gene Ontology annotation, cellular component: nucleus. Bases 1 to 1161 code for a protein of 386 amino acids. The transcript is spliced from 7 exons.